AUGCCCAAACUCCUUGAGGUGAUACCGUACAGCCCGAUACGGUGCAAGGAAAGAUGUGGUACUUUGAAGCCGCGGUUCAAGGCCGACUGGAGCACUCUAGCAUCUUUAGCCGACCCCUCCCAACCACAUGAGAUGAAUCCUCAUGGCCCCUACCAGCUGGGUCUUGCUCAAGCGAAGGAUUUUCUUGGAGCACGAUGCGAGCGAAACAGGAGGGGAUUCCUUGAUCGGCGAGCGAAACAGAAGAGACGCCAUCCUCGCCUACAUGCGGAUCUUGAAACCAGAUGCCCGCUUCGCCAAUCCACCGGAGCUGUCCUCCCUCCGCAUACUGCGGCCGGCGAGGUCCACCCCGGGGACAAGAAUCUGCUCGCCCUCUUGGCCGGUCCUUACCGCCCCGGCACCAAUUCAAAAGGAGGCUACCUGAUCUACGACGCCAGUAAGAAUUCCCUCUCGACGAUCCCACAGCCCCCCUAUGAGUACGACCGUGCCGACGUCGGGAUGGGAGCCGCCAUCAUGAGCCUCGAGGAUGGAGCAUACGUUCUUGUCGAGCUCACCAAGGUAACAGACUCUGACCGUAGUGAAGCCGCACUCUACACGUGGCAGUCGUCCACCGCGGAAUGGGUCAUCAAGGUGGCGAGCCUUCCUCCCGACCUGUCCUUCAGGGCAGACAUGUGCUUCUCCUAUCGAGGCUCUAGUUUCUGCUGGGUGGAUUUGCUUAAAGGCGUGCUCAUCUGUAAUCUGGACGCUCUGCUUCAGCACGGCGUCCGCCCAGAGUUUCGCUUCGUUCCUCUGCCCCGAGAGUGCCCGACCUAUGACCGUGACCAAACGUUCAGACGGAAGUGGCCACUGCAGCCGGAGCAGUUCCGUUACAUUGCCAGUAUUGGUGGGAUCAUCAAACUCGUCACCAUGGAUGGCUAUGGCGAGCGGCAUGGAAAACAAGUAACACUGACCAUCUGGAUGCUCUCGCUGGAUCUCUGCACCUGGACGAAAUGCAAUGUGUACCAUGUCAAGGACAUUUGGGCAAGCGAGAGCCACCACUCGUUGGGCUUGCCGGAGGUCUUGCCGUCCUUCCCGGUGCUGAGCGUGGAUGAAGAAGACGUUGUCUACCUGUUCUUCGCUGACGUGAUCAGGACAGAUGACCAUGGAUCUGUUGUGAUCAGGACAAAUGACCAUGAAUCGGUGUUCCAAAGCCAUUGUUUGAUUCGUGUUGACAUGAAGCAUAACAAAGUCUCCCACCAUCCAAAAAGUGCAGAUGAGAUGCCUUUUCAACUCUUCAGCAGUGAAAUUCUUGCCACUGAGUGCAGUGCUUACCUACAGGGCAUAGAGGACCAACAGGGAAAGAUGAAAGCAAGAAAGGCAGGGGAAAGUGGAAAGAGGGUGUUCCCAUGA
Molecule: messenger RNA, 1386 nt
Organism: Hordeum vulgare subsp. vulgare (domesticated barley)
Lineage: Eukaryota; Viridiplantae; Streptophyta; Magnoliopsida; Poales; Poaceae
Exons: 4
Coding region: 1-1386 (461 amino acids)
Source: RefSeq, a predicted model, not a curated record